Homarus americanus (American lobster) is the source of this 4164-nucleotide messenger RNA. RefSeq names its product phospholipid-transporting ATPase IF-like. Gene Ontology annotation, biological process: phospholipid translocation. The record is from RefSeq and is a predicted model, not a curated record. Gene Ontology annotation, cellular component: plasma membrane; trans-Golgi network; endoplasmic reticulum. Gene Ontology annotation, molecular function: ATPase-coupled intramembrane lipid carrier activity; ATP binding; ATP hydrolysis activity. Lineage: Eukaryota; Metazoa; Arthropoda; Malacostraca; Decapoda; Nephropidae.
GUCAACAGCUGGCUUGAUCAGUGGCGCGUGUAACGACCCGUCUCUCUCCACCGCCAUAACCUAAGAGAAUGUACUGAAGCAGCCCUGGAAGUUCUGUCGUUAUGAGGAGCUAUGACCAACAUUUCUUAAGCUGACGGUGUGAGGAGACUUUGGUGGCGGCCAGCGGGAGGAAGUGGCCUCCCUAGAGAGAAAGAAGGCUUACUUAGUACUUGAUAACAGGAGGAGUACAAAUCGACAAUGGUGCGACUGCCGUUCAAGAAGAAGAAGCAGCAGGCGACCACUAGGACCAUCCUGGUGAACCGUCGUCAGCCAGAGGAGAUGAGCGAGUCACUGGUAGUUCCUCACUACACACACAACAAGAUAAAGACAGCCAAGUACUCGAUCGUUACCUUCCUGCCCAAGAAUCUGCUGGAACAAUUUCGCCGUAUUGCUAACUUCUACUUCCUGUGUGUCGCUGUUAUACAGUUAUCCAUCAACAGCCCGGUGUCUCCCCUGACGAGCGUCCUGCCGCUGGUGCUGGUGAUAUGUGUGACGGCGGUGAAGCAGGGGUACGAGGACUGGCUGAGGCACCGUGAGGACAACAAGGUUAACAACUCCCCCUCCAGAGUCCUGCUGGAGGGUGAGGUGAAGGAGGUACGCACGAGAGACAUAGAGGUCGGGGACAUUGUGGUAGUGGCGGCCGACGAGCAGUUCCCCUGUGACCUUCUGUUGUUGAUGUCCUCUGACGCUGAGGGCAAGUGCAGCGUGACCACCGCCAACUUGGACGGGGAGACCAACUUAAAGACCUUCCUCUGCCCUGACGAGUCUCAGUACCUAACCUGUGUGGAUGACCUGUGGAAGAUGAGGGCCGUAAUAGAAUGUCAGCUGCCUCACGCCAACUUAUACGACUUUAAGGGCAAGAUGGAAGUGUAUCGGGGCUCCGGCCUUCCUACCACUGCCUCCCUCAACACUGACAACCUCCUGCCCAGGGGCGCCCGGCUCAAGAAUACAUCUACAGUGUAUGGGGUCGCCAUCUAUACAGGGGAGGAGACCAAGAUGGCUCUCAACUCUAAGAUGACCAGCAACAAGUUCUCCACUGUUGAGAAGUCGAUGAAUAAUUUUCUAGUCUUCUUCCUGGCGGUCUUGCUGUUACAAAUUAUCGUGUGUACCGUGUUGAAGUACCUGCUGUAUACUGGACCUAUCAUGGAGGACAUGUGGUACCUGGGCGUGGCCGCAAACUCAACAGUGACGGUUGAGGAUGUCGUCCAGGACAGCUUCUUCUUUCCUCAUUAUCUUCAAUUAUAUCAUCCCCAUCUCUCUCUACGUUACUCUAGUACCUACAAAAAAAAAAUAGAAAAAAAGUUAUCAAUACUUCCAGAGAUGCAGAAGUUUAUUGGCGCCAUGUUCAUAGAGUGGGAUGACCAACUGAUAUGUGGCAAGACUGGCGAGAGGUGCAAGUGUAACACCUCGGAUCUGAACGAGGAGCUUGGCCAGGUACAGUACUUGUUCACGGACAAGACUGGGACCCUCACAGAAAACUGCAUGAAUUUCCGGCACUGCUCGGUAGAGGGGCUGAAGUACGUCGAUGUAGAGGAGCAGUUACACUACACCAGCCACCGCGACACUAGCAAGACCUUCCCUAUAGACCACUGGCCCGACAACCUUGACACCUUCCUGGAGACGUUGGCUCUGUGUCACACGGUACAGGUGACCCCCACCUCCAGGUCCACCACGGAGGCCAUCACUACCCCGCAGGGUAUACAGUUGUCCGACUUCCGUUUACAGUACCAGGCUGCCAGUCCCGACGAGAAGGCCCUGGUGGAGGCUUGUGCGAGGUAUGGCGUGGUGUUUGAGGGUCAAGUCAAGGACGAGCUGCGCCUUAGCGUGAGGGGGCACACCAAGUUGUUCAAACGCCUUCAGGUCCUGGAGUUCGACUCAGACCGUAAGUGCAUGUCAGUGGUGGUGAGGGAGGAGGCGUCGGGGAGGAUCUGGCUGCUGACGAAGGGAGCGGAGAGCAGCGUGUUAAGAAGGUGUUCUGACGCUGCCCACCUACAGCCUCUCCACGACACAACCCUCGCUCACAUUGACGACUACGCCCUGAUGGGUCUCCGGACGCUAGCAGUGGCUCGUAGGGAACUAACGAAGGAAGACUAUCAGGAGUUCGCCAUGCAGCUCUCCCAGGCCAAGCAGAUGGUGGAGGGGCGAGAGGCAGCGGUGAGGGAAGUGACGGAGAGGAUGGAAGCUGAGCUGAGACUGCUGGGAGCUACCGGGGUGGAGGACCUUCUGCAGGAGGGCGUCCAGGAGACUCUGGAGGCUCUCAGGGCAGCGGGUAUCAAGGUAUGGGUGCUCACUGGAGACAAGGUGGAGACUGCGGUCAACAUCGCUUACUCCUGCGGUCACUUCAAGCGGUUUAUGACCGUCUUGUCUCUCACCAGCCUGCAUGACCUCCACCAGGCGGAGUCUGUACUGCAGAUGUGCUGGCAGGAGACAGAGGGAGACUCACAGUACGGUCUGGUCGUUGACGGCACCUCGCUACACAUUCUUCUGGAGAACCUGAAGGAGGAAUUCUACAGUGUUUGUCGGAGGUGUACCGCUGUAGUCUGCUGUAGAAUGUCACCCAGGCAGAAGGCUGAGACGGUGAGGUUGGUGAAGACGUCAAGAACGUCCAGUGUGUGCAGCACAACGGGAGCUAACGACGUGUCCAUGAUCCAGGAAGCUCACGUUGGUAUAGGUGUUAUGGGCAAGGAAGGUCGCCAGGCAGUGAGGUGUUCAGACUUUGCCUUCGCCAGGUUCCGCUUCCUGAAGAGGGUGUUGCUGCUCCAUGCCUUUGACUACUUUUACGUGAGAGGUAACACACUCGUCCAGUACUCCUUCUACAAGAACGUCGCCUUCAUCACUCCGCAGGUGUUCUUCGCCAUCUGGAGCGCCUUCUCACCCCAGAGUGUGUAUGACAGCUUAUCACUGACCAUGUACAACAUUACCUUCACGUCUCUGCCAGUCAUCGUGUACGGCCUCCUGGAUCAGAACCUCCCGCCGUCUCUACUGCUGAACCGCCCUGAACUCUACCAGAGGAUCGCUCACAACUCGGCUAUGUCCUGGUUGAGUUUCUGCAGGUGGAACUGUUUUGCGUUGUGGCACUCCUGUGUAGUCUACUUCGGGUUGAUGUUGGUCUGUAGUGACGACACCUGUGGGCUUCCUGACGGCCAGACCUCAGACCUCUACCUCUUGGGCACCACACUCGUCUCUCUCUAUGUGUUCAUCACCAACUUUAAGCUGGUUUUGGAGUCGCAUUACUUCACUCUGUUGUUCUUGUUAGCUCUUCUGCUGACCUUCGUGGGCUACGUCGGUCUAUCCCUCAUCUACCAGGGCGUCUUACUUGACGCCUUCAACAACUAUGGGGUGUACUGGACCUACUACCUCAUGUUCAAGAGCUGGUCACUGAUGCUGGCCUCUGUCCUCCUGGUGGUGGCGAGUCUCCUACCUGACCUCCUCCACAAGAUCUAUCUGGCCUCCAAGGACGUGAGGGUGAGGGCGCAACAGCGAAGGAAGAGGAAGACGAGAGCUGUGUCACUAAAGGCUUACAUCAGUCAUGUGAACAAGGCCUUUGAUCCUACGGAGGGGUCAGGCAGCCUCUGGGAAGUGACCAAACGCGAAGACUCCGAAAAUGGCCGAGUCAAAGAGCUCGGCCAAGGCAGCAGAGAGCUCGGCCAAGGCAGCAGAGAGCUCGGCCAAGGCAGCAGAGAGCUCGGCCAAGGCAGCAGAGAGAUCGGCCAAGGCAGCAGAGAGAUCGGCCAAGGCAGCAGAGAGAUUGGCCAAGGCAUCGAGAUCGACCGAGAGAAGGAGAUCUACCUAAACAAAAUCAUGUGCCAAGAUAAAGAAACUGGUCAUUAUAGUGGACCCUGGACACAGACCGAGCCUCUUACACACCACAGAGCGAUGGUGGCAGUAUCUGAGAAGGUGGCAGACAGCGAGACAUUCAUAGGAAAUAAGACAAUAAUAAAUGAUAAAAACUCUCUAGAUAAUGAAGCGUUCUUAGAAAGUGAAACAGAAAAUGGUACCACAUCUUGUACAGGGUCUUGGGCAAGUGGGAGUACUUUAAUAUGAUAUUCAUUAAAUAAAUAUGAUUACGCUGAAUAGUGUAAACUAAUGACUCUAACGUCCGAUGAUAGAAAUAUAAAGAAUCGU